This is a messenger RNA of Pseudogymnoascus verrucosus, 3155 nucleotides long. RefSeq lists its product as uncharacterized. The transcript has a single exon. The record is from RefSeq and is a predicted model, not a curated record. Lineage: Eukaryota; Fungi; Ascomycota; Leotiomycetes; Thelebolales; Thelebolaceae. The coding region runs from base 589 to 2931 and encodes 780 amino acids.
AUAGAAGAGAUCACCUAGAAAUCUACAAUAUUUGCUUUUAUUUGCUUUUAUUUUCCUUAUUUGCCUCUAUUUGCCUUUAUUUAUUACUUAUACCCAUAUCACAUCUUACAUCUUCCACCUCGCACGCCAAAAUUAUCCUUCCUUUAUCCCACCUUCCUUCCCUCUUAUCCGCCUCUUAUCCACCUAUCCACCGUCUAUCCGACGCACCUGUGACCUUGCUACUCCACCUUUGACGUACUCAAAGUAGCAAGUAUCCCACGUCGAUCUGCGCCUCUUGUUCCUCUCCUCUCGGCAUUUUGCAUGAACCGUCCGUCACAAAUACCUCAUCGAGUCACAGCCGCUGUGCCCCAGUACCUCUUUGACUACAAGAACUGCAACAAACUCCCAAGAAAAGCACUCGCCACGACCUACUUCCCGCCCAGUCCCGACCUCGAGAAGAACCCCGCCAUUCCCACCGGCAAAGCUGGGAAAGAACCAACUUCCACUGCGAAACGCACACUCUUCGCCAUGAUAAAUAAUAUAUUAUAAACCCCCCCCCAAAAAAAAUCGAGCAAGAGUACCUACCACCAGAGUAUCGAUGCUCACAGCAUGCCCUACUUCCAGGACCCGGACGGCCAUGCUGCGUCCACACCGCCCAACCGACCGACAUUUACCUUCCCCGGACCCAGAUACCGAGAAUUGAGGAGGGAGCCCUCGGAGGAGAGUAUCCGGACAGACCUCUGCGAGGGCCUGGUACCAGAUUCCCCAGACGAUGCUGCACCAACUGCCGAGGAUGAGGCAGGGACGAGCUCCCACGAUGCCUCGAGCUGUGUCUCGGACAGGCAGGAGCUGAUGGAGAGGUUGAAGAGAGGCGAGAGUCCUAUCUGGUCCCCGAAGAGACUGGAAACGCCUGGUGCGAGACGUACGACACCGCUCUUGCCGCCGGCAGAGAUCAAGUCGUCUCCAAUCUCACCUAGACUGGACGAGACUGAGAACCUGCAGGCCGGGUUGUCGAUCGAGAGGCCAUUGUCUGCACUACACUCGGGAAACUUUAGGGAGGAGAGAGCAGAGCCCAAACGGGACUUGAAUUCGGAGCUAGACAUCGAUCGCAUUCGUGCUGCAAGUCCCCCGCGACCAUGGCUUUGCACUUCGCCACCGAGAGACUUUAUACCCUUCCGACAUGACCGGUUCCACUCUUCCUCUCGCGCCGACGUCGACUUCGUAUCCAGGUCAAGGGCCGUCUCACUUUCAUCAUCCUACUCAUCGAGCUUCGCAUACAUACCCCCAACGAGCCCUCUAGUGCAUUCCCAGACCAACGACGAGGUGGAAUUCUCCCCUCUGGGGGACUCCAUGGAUAUCGAGGCGGAUUUUAUAAGAAAUCGCCGGCGCCAUACGUUCCAGCCCUAUUCCUCCACGCCGGUAACACCAUCCAGUGCAGUCUCCGAUUACCAACUACCCUUCCAACGCAGAGAUGCGAGCUACGCCUACCAAGCCCACCAACCGAGGAGGUCACUGGCCUUGAAUACGGGCAUGUCACAACCGACGUCUUCCCCCCAGACGCCAGCGUUCCGCCACUCUCGACGACCAUCACUUGCCUCGGAUUCCCCACUCCACCACGCAUCAAUGGUCGGAUCAUACGAGGAGAGCAUUCUCAGAGGCAGAAUGUCCACCACCCCCUCUAAACCGCUGGAUUUCGUAGCACAGAUCGGGGUACUGGGAUUAGGCAAGUGCAAGCCGAGUUUGAAAUGCCCGCCUCAUGUGGCUCUACCGUUUCCAGCAGUGUUUUAUAGCUAUGCGACCACAGCCCAUGUCAGACAUACAGCAUCUGAAGACGGACCAAGUCCCUACGUGGGCCAGAUCGACCUCGAAAACGGUCUCCCAGCCGCACCACCCUCAGAAAACCACAGCACCAAGCGAACCCGCCACUCCAAACUCCGACCCCGAGUUUCCGACGGCCCAGAGCCCCCCUCACCCCAAGACCAAACCCCGGAGCUAGAGAAGAGGCGUCUCCAAAAACAAAAACGCCGCUCCACCUCCCCCCGGGCCCCACCAGGUGGAUGCUACCGCAUUCCCGAAAAGGGACAACUCCAGAUCAUAAUCAAGAACCCCAACAAGACAGCCGUGAAGCUAUUUCUCGUCCCCUACGACCUCGAGGGGAUGGAACCGGGGACUAAGACUUUUAUAAGGCAGAGAAGUUACUCUGCGGGGCCGAUUAUGGAUAUCCCCCCUACUACCACGUCCGCCUCGUCGACGACGCAGCAGCAGCCGGAGCAGAAUGAUCGCGCAACCCUCCGCUACCUAAUCCACCUCCACAUCUGCAGUCCCGCGCGCGGACGGUUUUACCUGUAUAAAUCCAUCCGCGUCGUCUUCGCCAACCGCGUCCCGGACGGUAAAGAGAAGUUACGGAAUGAGUUGCAGUUCCCUGAACCGCGAUUCACGAGCUAUAAACCCGUUCGCGACACCAAUCCCAACCCCAGCGCGAUUAGCCCGGCGAGCGAGAAGGCGUUUCGACGGAGGAGCUCGGGGUUUCCUCUUACGGGACUGAGAGGGGGGGAUUUCGAAGCGAUGGAUGGGAUUGCCCAGACAGGGGGGGCGUAUCCAUAUGAUGGCGAGGGGAGGAGUACGACGCCUAUCGAACCUAUUCCCUUCUCGCUCUACAAACGCAGCGAUGCAGCUGCGUCAUCUGAUACCGGAACCAGCCGAUCUGGCGUCCCCUCUAGACCGCCCACGCAGGAUGGGAAUGGGUCCGGCGAGUGGGGUGCGAGUAGCACCACCAACGGCGGUGGUGGGGAGACGUAUGAUAAGCUGUGUAAGGGUGAUAUUGGCUACGGCGGAAACGCAUUUGCCACCCCUCUCCUACAGGGACGACAGGUUGCGGAGGGUUUGUUGGCUUUGAAGUUGAGGGGGUUGGGUGUUGGGAGGGGAGAUGGGGGGGUGGAUGAGGGGAGAUGAUAGUGAUGGAGUGGCGCUGGACGUACUUAUCUACCUACCUAUCCGCACAAGGGAGGGAAUAGCUGUUGGAGUAUUUGGAGUUGGAGUGGAUUGAAUUGAAUUUGGGGGAUGGGAGGGAUUGAAUUGCAAGAUUAGAUACCAUUUACUUAGUUUGAUAUAUAAACAGAUAGCCAGACCCCUCUCACUCACGGGGAGGGGGGUGAAUAGAAAUUGUUUGAAGGAAA